This is a messenger RNA of Lutra lutra (Eurasian river otter), 2065 nucleotides long. RefSeq names its product SRSF protein kinase 3 (gene SRPK3). Bases 11 to 1789 code for a protein of 592 amino acids. Gene Ontology annotation, molecular function: ATP binding; protein kinase activity. NCBI's taxonomy places the organism in Eukaryota, Metazoa, Chordata, Mammalia, Carnivora, Mustelidae. The transcript has 15 exons. Gene Ontology annotation, biological process: protein phosphorylation; regulation of mRNA processing; spliceosomal complex assembly. The record is from RefSeq and is a predicted model, not a curated record.
GAGGCUAUAAAUGCGCGGCCGCAGCCGGGCCCCACAGGAGCAGCCGCCUGGGGCGCGGGAGCUGCGGGACUGCGCAGCCGGGAUGAGCACCAGCGCGGGUGGCGGCGGCGGCGGCGGGGACAGCGGCAGCAGCAGCAGCUCACAGGCCUCCUGCGGGCCUGAGUCCUCGGGCUCCGAACUCGCUCCCGCCGCGCCGGCGCCGCGGAUGUUGCAGGGACUGCUGGGCUCCGAUGACGAGGAGCAGGAGGACCCCAAGGACUACUGCAAGGGCGGCUACUACCCCGUGAAGAUCGGGGACCUGUUCAAUGGGCGGUACCACGUGGUGCGCAAGCUGGGCUGGGGCCACUUCUCCACAGUCUGGCUCUGCUGGGAUAUCCAGCGCAAGCGCUUCGUGGCCCUGAAAGUGGUGAAGAGCGCGGGGCACUACACCGAGACGGCGGUGGAUGAGAUCAAGCUCCUGAAAUGUGUCCGAGACAGUGACCCCAGUGACCCCAAGAGAGAGACCAUUGUCCAGCUCAUCGAUGACUUCCGGAUCUCAGGGGUGAACGGAGUCCAUGUGUGCAUGGUGCUGGAGGUCCUGGGCCACCAGCUCCUCAAGUGGAUCAUCAAGUCCAACUACCAGGGCCUGCCCGUGCCAUGCGUGAAGAGCAUCGUGAGGCAGGUGCUGCACGGCCUGGACUACCUGCACACCAAGUGCAAGAUCAUCCACACAGACAUCAAGCCCGAGAACAUCCUGCUGUGUGUGGGCGACGCCUACAUCAGGCGCCUGGCCACGGAGGCCACAGAGUGGCAGCAGGCGGGGGCCCCGCCCCCAUCCCGCUCCACAGUCAGCACUGCCCCCCAGGAGGUCUUGACCGGUAAGCUGUCGAAAAACAAGAGGAAGAAAAUGCGGCGCAAACGGAGGCAGCAGAAGCGGUUGCUGGAGGAGCGGCUGCGGGACCUGCAGAGGCUGGAGGCCUUGGAAGCGGCAGCCCAGUCGGAGGAUGCAGGCUCGAGGCUAGAGGGGGGCAGCGGCUCCACCUCCUCUUCUGGCUGCCACCCUGGAGGGGCCAGGGCCAGCCCGUCCCCUGCCUCCUCCUCCCCUGCCGCAGGGGGAGAGCGCAGCCUCAGCCCAGGCUCCCAGACCUCAGGCUUCUCGGGCUCGCUUUUCUCGCCUGCCUCAUGCUCCAUCCUCUCAGGCUCCUCCAACCAGCGGGAGACCGGGGGCCUCCUGUCCCCCAGCAGUAAGUUGGCACCAUUUGGUGCCUCGAACCUCCUGGUGAAUCCCCUAGAGCCCCAAAAUGCAGACAAGAUCAAGAUCAAGAUCGCAGACCUAGGCAACGCCUGCUGGGUGCACAAGCACUUCACUGAGGACAUCCAGACUCGCCAGUACCGGGCAGUGGAGGUGCUGAUCGGAGCAGAGUACGGGCCCCCGGCCGACAUCUGGAGCACAGCGUGCAUGGCCUUCGAGCUUGCCACCGGCGACUACCUAUUUGAGCCUCACUCUGGAGAGGACUACAGUCGUGACGAGGACCACAUCGCCCACAUUGUGGAGCUUCUGGGAGACAUCCCCCCAGCCUUCGCCCUCUCGGGCCGCUACUCCCGGGAGUUCUUCAACCGGAGAGGACAGCUGCGGCACAUCCAGAACCUCAAGCACUGGGGCCUAUACGAAGUGCUCAUGGAGAAGUACGAGUGGCCCCUGGAGCAGGCCACACAGUUCAGCGCCUUCCUGCUGCCCAUGAUGGAGUACAUCCCCGAGAAGCGGGCCAGUGCCGCCGACUGCCUCCAGCACCCUUGGCUCAACCCCUAGGCCCCACGGGCACCAUGUGCGGCUUGAGGCAGGCCGGGAUCACCCUCAAGCCCCUCCCAGUGCCUUCAAGGAAAGCGGGACACCUCCUGCCCCCCCCAACUGCCCUCCUCCCCCCUACUGGGCGUCAGCUUCCUCCCGGCCCCACGGCAGGGCAGAGAGAUGCUGGAGCCAGGCCCAUGGUUCAGAACUCAUUCUGCCCCUAACCCUCUCCAAGGACCCCCAGUGGGAAGCGUGCGCAUUUCUUUUCUUAAUAAAGUGUGAACUGAAACGUCGGCA